Lachancea mirantina is the source of this 693-nucleotide messenger RNA. NCBI's taxonomy places the organism in Eukaryota, Fungi, Ascomycota, Saccharomycetes, Saccharomycetales, Saccharomycetaceae. The record is from the annotation of a GenBank genome assembly.
AUGUCAGCCGCAAUUACGUCUCUUACGCCCACGCAAGUCAGCGACGAGCUGAAUAAAAUGCAAGCUUUCAUCAGAAAGGAGGCGGAAGAGAAAUCGAAAGAAAUUAAGCUCAAGGCCGAUCAGGAGUACGAAAUAGAGAAAACGGGGCUUGUGCGAAACGAGGUGAGCAACAUCGACGCUGCGUUCGAGGAUAAGCUCAAGAAGGCGACCCUCAAGCAGCAAGUUACCAAAUCGACGAUUGCCAACAAGAUGCGUCUCAAGGUCUUGGCCACGAGAGAACAGGUGCUAGACGACAUUUUUGAGUCUGCCAAGGGCGAACUCAAGAAUCUUUCGUCGGACAACAAGAAGUACAAGCCCGUGCUUCACAAGGUUAUCCUAGAGUCUAUGCUCAAGCUUCUUGAGCCCGCAGUCAUCGUCAGGGUGCGCGAACAGGACGUCAAAGCGGUCGAAUCCAUCAAGGACGCUGUGAUCAAGGAAUACAAGGAAAAAACCGGUCAAGACGUCGAAAUUGCUGUUUCUUCCGAGCACCUUGCCAAGGACACCGCGGGCGGCGCUAUUGUCAGUGACAAGUCCGGGAAAAUUGAGGUCGACAACACUCUCGAGGAGAGACUCAAGCUUCUCAACGAGGAGGCUCUGCCUGCCAUCAGACUAGAGCUUUUUGGCGUCACUGAGUCCCGAAAGUUUUUCGACUAA